Molecule: messenger RNA, 924 nt
Organism: Psilocybe cubensis
Lineage: Eukaryota; Fungi; Basidiomycota; Agaricomycetes; Agaricales; Agrocybaceae
Exons: 4
Coding region: 1-924 (307 amino acids)
Biological process (GO): mRNA processing
Cellular component (GO): THO complex part of transcription export complex
Source: RefSeq, a predicted model, not a curated record
AUGGCUGCCUUGGGCGGUAACAUGUCCCAGCCACUUGUAAUACCACCUCCGACACCAGAAGAAGAAGACCAAAUUAUUCUUGCUCGGAUCACCAUAGACGAGAGACCUUUGCGUCGCAUGGUUAAAAAGUUCCAUAACUAUACUUCUCUAUCGCAUACUCCCAUCGUUCCCGUCUACAGUCCUACACCGACGCCUUCAAACGCCGUCGAGGAUGCGAAAGAAGCUUUCUUGGUUGAAUUGGCGUCGUUCCAGCUGCUGAUGAAGAAAAGUGCUAUGAUUUGUGAAGCAGAGGCUCGUCAAGUUGAAGAGUACCACCGAGAACGCGAACGACUUGACAAUGAGCAUGAAACUCUGAAAACUCAAAUAGAAGAGUUGAAACUGGCUCUCGAGCAUGCACAAAUGCUGCGCAGAAGGAAGAUUGAAUACGAUGUCAUUGCUGAGAAGAUUAACACAUUGCCCAGUAGAGAAGAGCUGGAAGCAACUAUCAAAGCUUUGGAAAACGAUAUGGCAGCCAUCCGCUCAGAGCACGAUACUCAAGACCGCACGAUCCAGGGACACAAAACCGCAUUAGAUGGUAUUAUUGCCGAACUUGGGUCAUUACGUUUUAUGGGGAAAGAACUGGAUUCAGCAUCAGUAUCUCAAUCAGCUAGGGCGACGCCGGCUCUCGAAAUUGCAGACACACCGGCCGUCGAAAGUCGCGUGCAAUCAGUGACCGUGGACGAAAUGGACGAUGACAAGUUAGUCCUAGACACUGCAACGGAGAAUGCUCCUAGCGAAGGAGUAAUUGAAGAAGAGAAUGACAUUGAGAUGGGAGAAGUAGAAGAGGAUCCAAGGGAAAAGAAUAAAAAGAAAUCAAGAGAGGAACUGGAAGAAGGUGAAGCCACGGAUGCCAGCAGUGAACUCUCAGAACCUCCGGACGACUAA